AUGGGAAAUGGGAAAUGGGAAAUGGGAAAUGGGAAAUGGGAAAUGGAAAUGGGAAAUGGGAAAUGGGAAAUGGGAAAUCAAAAAUGGGAAAUGGGAAAUGGGAAAUGGGAAAUCGAAAAUGGGAAAUGGGAAAUGGGAAAUGGGAAAUCGGAAAUGGGAAAUCAAAAAUGGGAAAUGGGAAAUGGAAAAUGGGAAAUGGGAAAAUGGGAAAUCGAAAAUCGAAAAUGGGAAAUGGGAAAUCAAAAAUGGGAAAUGGGAAAUGGGAAAUGGGAAAUGGGAAAUGGGAAAUGGGAAAUGGGUCAAUUGCUUUGUUAG
Molecule: messenger RNA, 315 nt
Organism: Penicillium cosmopolitanum
Lineage: Eukaryota; Fungi; Ascomycota; Eurotiomycetes; Eurotiales; Aspergillaceae
Exons: 1
Coding region: 1-315 (104 amino acids)
Source: RefSeq, a predicted model, not a curated record